Molecule: messenger RNA, 1890 nt
Organism: Gastrolobium bilobum
Lineage: Eukaryota; Viridiplantae; Streptophyta; Magnoliopsida; Fabales; Fabaceae
Product: galacturonosyltransferase 8-like
Exons: 3
Coding region: 1-1686 (561 amino acids)
Molecular function (GO): polygalacturonate 4-alpha-galacturonosyltransferase activity
Source: RefSeq, a predicted model, not a curated record
AUGGUGAACUCUCGAAACGCGCGCUUUGGCACCAGAGGGAACAGAGGCUUCGGGUUAUCGUUCAGAAUCGUGGCCUCUGCCAUUUCCAUUGUUCUCUGCAUUUUCUUCACUUUCUGUUUUCUCUUCACCACCCAUUCCUACACCACUGGUCACCACAACAUCGGUUAUGAUGGAGAUGCACAUGGAUUUGAACCAAUUAGUAGAUCCAUGCUUUCUCUGGAAACUGAUCCUCUGAGGCCAAGGUUGGAUCAGAUACGAAAGCAUGUUGAAGGUCAUCGCUCUGUGGCUCUGGUAUAUGCAUCGUAUGCAAGGAAGCUCAAGCUUGAGGGCUCCAAGCUUGUUAGGGUUUUUUCUGAACUCUCAAGGGACUUCUCAUCUCUAAUGAGCAAACCCCAAUACAAGGCUCUUUUCAGCUCUGAUGAAACCCCAGUUGAUGAAUUACUGCUUCGCCAAUUGGAAAAGGAAGUGAAGGAGCGAAUUAAGGUCUUGCGCCAAGUGAUUGGUGAGGCCAAAGAGUCCUUUGAUAAUCAGCUCAAGAUUCAGAAACUGAAGGACACGAUUUUUGCCGUGAAUGAGCAAUUGACCAAGGCAAAGAAGCAGGGUGCUUUCUCCAGCUUGAUUGCAGCCAAAUCAAUCCCAAAGAGCUUGUAUUGUCUUGCGAUGCGGUUGAUGGAGGAAAGGAUUGCACAUCCAGAGAAAUAUUCAGAUGAGGAAAAGCCUACUGCUCCGGAAUUUGAAGAUCCUAACUUGUACCACUAUGCCAUAUUCUCAGAUAAUGUUAUUGCUGCAUCUGUGGUGGUCAAUUCUGCAACAAAGAAUGCAAAGGAACCAUGGAAGCAUGUGUUUCAUGUUGUCACAGAUAAGAUGAAUCUUGGUGCAAUGCAAGUGAUGUUUAAGUUGAAGGAUUAUAAUGGAGCUCACAUUGAGGUUAAGGCAGUUGAGAAUUACAAGUUCCUAAAUUCUUCAUAUGUUCCGGUGCUUCGACAAUUGGAGUCUGCUAACCUACAGAGAUUUUACUUUGAAAACAAGCUUGAGAAUGCCACAAAGGACACAACAAAUAUGAAGUUUAGGAAUCCAAAAUAUUUGUCAAUAUUAAAUCAUUUGAGAUUCUACUUGCCAGAAAUGUAUCCAAAGCUUCAUAAAAUUUUGUUUUUGGAUGAUGACAUAGUGGUUCAGAAGGACCUUACUGGGUUAUGGAAGAUUGAUAUGGAUGGCAAGGUGAAUGGAGCUGUAGAAACAUGUUUUGGAUCAUUCCAUAGAUAUGCACAAUACAUGAAUUUCUCACAUCCCUUGAUUAAAGCAAAAUUUAGUCCAAAGGCAUGUGCUUGGGCUUACGGAAUGAAUUUUUUUGAUUUGGAUGCUUGGAGAAGAGAGAAAUGCACAGAAGAGUAUCAUUACUGGCAGAAUCUGAAUGAGAACCGAACCUUGUGGAAAUUGGGGACAUUGCCACCAGGUCUAAUUACAUUUUACUCAACAACAAAGCCCUUAGAUAAGUCAUGGCAUGUUUUGGGGCUUGGCUAUAACCCAAGCAUCAGCAUGGAUGAGAUAGAGAAUGCAGCAGUGGUGCACUUCAAUGGUAACAUGAAGCCAUGGCUUGACAUUGCAUUGACUCAAUUCAAACCACUUUGGACAAAGUUUGUUGAUUAUGAAUUAGAGUUCGUUCAGGCUUGCAAUUUUGGUCUCUAAAUGAUUAUAACUUCUCACUGUUUGCUGCUGUGUUUGGUGCCACAAGAAUUAUUUGCUAACAAGCGAGAGUAUAGAGCAAUGCUAAAAUUGUGUAAAAUUGUUCCUUUGUGAUCGAAAUGUCUCGGCUUUGAAUCCGAGAAAUGCUCUCUUUUCAAAUUUAGAAGUAUAUGUGUGCAUAUAAGGAUUGUCCUUAUCUCACCCUCA